AUGUCCCAGUCCCAUGAGGUAGACGAAGAUACCAAUAUGGCUAUUUCGUAUACAACCCAGUCGUCAACCGGACACCCUCACCAAACCCUCCCCUCAUUCCGCGAGCUCCUCCCCGCUCACCUCCACGAUGAAAUCGAAUCAACUUCCCCAUUCUACACCACCCCUCGUCACUCACAAGACCGUCCACCCUCAGGUCACGAGAUGGCUGACCCCCGCUCAAUCCCAUACGGCAACCAAUCCACCCAUAUGCCCUACGAACCCCACCGCGAAUAUACAGUCUCCCGCGGCGCAGACCACCAACCCCGCCUGCCAGAUCCAGGUCACCACCACAUGCAUCUCUCUGAACACGCAUCUCGCGGUCCCAGCCCAAUUCUGCCGUCAAUCCGCGACCUGGACUCCAUACCCGGCCGAGCAAUGAAUCCGUCCUCCAGUAAUGGGUAUUCCGAGCGGCCCCCACGUUCCGACCCCUUCGUCGCGCAGGAAUACCGCCAGCCCGCGCCGACACCAGCAGCGAUGUCCGCUGAUCCCCGUGGCGAGCACUUUGCUCAGCCCAUUAUGCAUCCGCAAUCGCCAUACGGGCACCCUGCUAUCGGCUACGCGGAUGAACAGAUGUCGCCGCAGAUGAUGGGGCACGGGCAGGGGAAUUUCGGAAUCAUGGGAGAUCCGAUUGAUCCUAAGACGAAGCGGAGACGGGGUAACUUGCCUAAGCCUGUUACGGAUAUUCUACGGGCUUGGUUCCAUGAGCAUCUUGAUCAUCCUUAUCCCAGUGAGGAGGAUAAGCAGAUGUUUAUGACGAGGACAGGGCUUUCAAUUAGUCAGGUGAGAUUUACAACCGAGGACUGGAAAUUUGCUGUGGCUGGUUUGCUAAUGGUUUCUUUUUUUAUACAGAUCAGCAACUGGUUUAUCAAUGCUCGGAGGCGACAACUCCCUGCGUUGCGGAACCAAAUGCGCAGUGGUACUGAUACGGAGUCUCAACGACAGUCGCCUUUUAGUGAUGUCGAUGGAUCGGAGCACAUGCCCUCUCCUCAUCACUAG
Molecule: messenger RNA, 1035 nt
Organism: Penicillium hordei
Lineage: Eukaryota; Fungi; Ascomycota; Eurotiomycetes; Eurotiales; Aspergillaceae
Product: homeobox domain-containing protein
Exons: 2
Coding region: 1-1035 (344 amino acids)
Biological process (GO): regulation of transcription by RNA polymerase II
Molecular function (GO): RNA polymerase II cis-regulatory region sequence-specific DNA binding; DNA-binding transcription factor activity, RNA polymerase II-specific
Source: RefSeq, a predicted model, not a curated record